UCAAACUUUCAAUUUCAUUUUCCCCAACGCGCUUUAUUUUUCUAUUUCCAACUUAUCACUUUAUCAAGCCUUUAAAGCGGUCAGACAUGCGUGGACUUUUCGCUUACGCUGAUGAAAAGUUCGUAAAAGCGAAAAAACGUUUAGCCGGAGAGAAGCAACAACGAUUGAGAACGUAUAAAUUUGAGCGAAAUGAAUUUUUACGUGGAGAGCGAGUUUACGACCGAAAUGCAUUGCCGAUCAUUUUCAAAGCUACACCCGACACGCUGCUCAAUUUAUGCAUAAACGUAGUAGACGCAUUACCGCUGCCAACGCCUCAUAAGUGGAACACCGUGGAUGUAUGUAAAUGGAUACGCGGUUAUGGUUAUCCGCACUAUAUGACUACCUUCCGCAGUAAUUUUAUCACGGGCCGAAAACUCUUGCUACUCGACGCCUCAGCGCUGAGCGCCAUGAAUAUCAAGAAUUUCGCCGAUAUUAAACACAUCGCCUAUGGUAUUCGUCAGUUGUUUUUGUAUGAAAUGACAAAGUAUAUAAGCAGCAUAUCUUUGCCACCCGAAUACUAUUACGAACUGUAUAAAUUAUUCCAGACGAAAAGUGGACCAAAAUAUCAAGAUACACGACGUUCUGAACUCUGGCGGCAGAUGAAUUUGUUACGUGGAAAAAGUGUAAACUACUCCCAUUGGGAGCUGCUCGAACGUUGGAUGGCCCACAAGAGAGGAGAGACUGAUUUAUUUGGUGAUGCCGGGCGUUAUCGCCUGUACAAAUGUAAGCCGGUACUGCCAAAGGAUCGGGAUGCAACUGUUAGACCCACACCUUGUCAUUGUAUGCCACCGUGCUCUUGUUUCUGGACCGAAAAACAUAAGGCACUACCGACCGUAUUCUCGUUGCUGAAACAGGAGCGUAAGCCAGACCAAACGGCCUCGAAGGCACACUGCCGAUACUGCGUGCCGCCAUGUACGUGUCAUUGGCCGCCCCAUUUCUUUGAAUUCGAUAGGGUAUUAACAUGUCUCAAGCCAACGAAAUAUGGCAUGAGGAGAGCAUCUCGUUUUGAGGAGGAACGAAUCCAAUUUCGGCCAAUCCUUUUUAACACGGACUAAUUUCGAUAAUAAACUACAAAGAAGUGCUUAUAUAUAUAGGUUAUUCUUGUAUUUUAUAUGGUAAUUUUUUGAUAAUUAAAGAGCCCUGAGCUUUUGGAGCCGUAUGGAUACCGA
Molecule: messenger RNA, 1208 nt
Organism: Ceratitis capitata (Mediterranean fruit fly)
Lineage: Eukaryota; Metazoa; Arthropoda; Insecta; Diptera; Tephritidae
Exons: 2
Coding region: 87-1094 (335 amino acids)
Molecular function (GO): protein binding
Source: RefSeq, a predicted model, not a curated record